AUGUCAACAGAGACAACCUCAAUAAUGUCGUCUGCCACGAUGAUGGUCUUUAUGGAUAAGACCAAGGCUCAUGAUGACAAUGUGUCAGAGCAGGUACGGUUGGAAGACCAGCACGAGACAGUGGUCCAUGCGAUGGGCGGUAAAGCCCUUUAUGCUCCUAUCAAUUUGACCAAACCGGGCCUGCGUAUCCUAGACUCUGCAUGCGCAAAUGGUCGAUGGAUUAAGGACUUAAUUGCGGCUUCGCAAGUAAAGCACGAAUACGUGGGAACCGACGUCGUCGAAUCACUUUACCCGAGCCCACCUCCUGAAGGGGUGCAUUUUCUCAACCAGUCGAUCAAAGAACCCUUUCCGGAAGCUUGGAACGCAACGUUUGAUCUAGUGCACCAACGUCUUGUGAUGGCCGCCGCAGGGCCCGAGAGGACACCGACUUACGUAGUGCAGAACCUGGCCAAUUUGCUCAAGGAGGGAGGGUGGUUGCAGAUGGUCGAGGUGGCUACUACACCGCUCCCUCAAAACCCGGUUUCGCAGAACCAGUACAUCGACAUGCUCGACACAUUAUACGCGAACCUGUACGCGGGCACUAAAUACAAGAAGUCGAACCUAUGGUCUACUCUUCCCGAGGAGAUGAAGGCUGCUGGAUUGAAGAAUGUGGAAAAGAGGGAGGUCAUCGUUAGCUAUGGUGCUGCCGUAGCAGAUCCCUAUAUUCGGGAGAGGAGCCUUAGGACAGCCGUCGCGGGUGUCCCGAACUUUCUUUCUGUGCUGAGGAAGAUGCCCCGGGAUAUCUGGAAAAGCGAAUGGGAUGACCUAGAGUCCCGCCUGUACACGGACUUGAAGGAAAAGGGGGGUUACACUAAAUACAUUGUAACUUGGGGACAGAAAUAG
Annulohypoxylon maeteangense is the source of this 882-nucleotide messenger RNA. RefSeq lists its product as uncharacterized. Bases 1 to 882 code for a protein of 293 amino acids. The transcript has 3 exons. NCBI's taxonomy places the organism in Eukaryota, Fungi, Ascomycota, Sordariomycetes, Xylariales, Hypoxylaceae. The record is from RefSeq and is a predicted model, not a curated record.